Messenger RNA from Parasteatoda tepidariorum (common house spider), 4636 nucleotides. RefSeq names its product E3 ubiquitin-protein ligase RNF126. Lineage: Eukaryota; Metazoa; Arthropoda; Arachnida; Araneae; Theridiidae. Gene Ontology annotation, molecular function: ubiquitin protein ligase activity. The record is from RefSeq and is a predicted model, not a curated record. Gene Ontology annotation, biological process: ubiquitin-dependent protein catabolic process. Gene Ontology annotation, cellular component: nucleus.
AACUCAACUCCAACUAUCAUUAAAUUAUCAUCUUUGUUAUUGGUUUGAGGGUUUAGUUUCUUUUUUAACGAUUAUUUCAAGUAAUUUGUGAUAACGUUAUUUCCGUGUUGUUUAAUGUGGAAGAAAAUCCCCUUUUUGUUAUUUUAUUGUUUACAAUAGUUGAAUUUUCUUUUAUGUUUUAAUUCUACAUAUAAUAUGGCUGAAGGUGUAGAAUAUGAAAUACCUAACCUUGGUAUGAAAUAUUUUUGUCAUCAGUGUUCCAAAGAAGUGUCACCCUAUCAAUCGACUGAAUUAAUAUGUCCUGAUUGCUCAUCUGGAUUUUUAGAGGAAGUUUCACAAGAAUUUUUGGAAUUAGAAAUUCCUGAAAGUUACGAGUUUGACUCUUAUUUUGGUGAUGAGGACACUAUUGUAGAAGAUCUUUUAACUCACCGAAGACUGCUGAGCCAGUUCUUUGAUGACAGGGAGGAAGAAAGCUCUCCUAAUUCUGAACUAGAUGCAUCAGGACUAGCAACUCCAGAAGAAGAACGAGAUUAUAGCAGAUUAAACACCAUUUUGCCUGUUAAUGCUGACUAUAUUAGUGAAGGUGAAGCACAGUUGCUGAGAAUGAGGUUCUUUGAUGAUUUCAGUUCCGAUUCAGAAGUAGAUGCACUUGCUUCUCAAUUGUUAGAUGAAGUAGAUAUAAGUGGCCCUCCCCCCUUAAUGAAAGAUCAGAUUAAAGCAUUGCCUGUUGUUAUUUUAACUGAAGCCCAUGUUGGUAGUGAACUUCAAUGUACAGUUUGCAUGAAUGAUUAUAAAAUAGGAGAGAAAGCAAAACAACUUACCUGUGAACACCUGUUUCAUGAGAAAUGUAUUGCUCCAUGGCUAGAAAGACAAGCUUCUUGUCCGAAUUGUCGCAGAACAAUUAAAGUUGAAGGCAAGAGUAAACGUUCUUUAAGUUGUCCAAGGACAUUAAAUAUAAGGCCCAGAAGUUCCAAUUCAAGUAACAGAAGGUUCUCAGAAGUUUCCUCUCUAGGUGAUUUCUUCACUGCCAGUAUGAAUAUGAAUCCUUUCCGGUUUUUGUAAAUAAAUUAUUAUUUCAAAUAUUUUUUAUUCAGUUGAUGUAAAAGUACCUUCAGUUGAAGGAACUAUUGAAGCCAAGCAGAAUUUAUUUUGCUAUUAGUAUCUUUUAAAGGAUUAAUUUGUUUUAGGGUUUUCUGGUACAGAAGUUCUUUUUUCUUGGUUUGUUGCAGAAUAUAAUGCAAAAGGAAAGUGUAUUUAUUACUUUUAAUACUUAAUACUUUUGAUAAUUUUUAAAUUGUUCAUAAAUUUAGAAAAAAAAUGUUUAAGAAAGGUGCCUAUCAACAAAAGCUCAAUUAUGUUUUUUAUAUAUGUAUUUACAUGAUUAUUUCCCUUUUCAUGUAUAUAAAUUAAUAAGCAUAUGUUCUUCAUGGUGUUAAAUUAUGACCUACUUACAAGAAUUUGUUCAUGUGUGAAAAUAAUCUGCAAUCAAGUCAAACUUUAAAAUUAAAAAUGUGUAAAUACCAUAUUAAUGCUCAUAAUUCGUGUUUUUGUGCAUUUUGCUAUCUCCAACAAACUCAAAUAGAAUAAAUUCAGUGCUUUCAUUAUUUCAUCUCACAUAUAUCUACUAAUUCAAAUAAACUCUCUGUCGUAAUUUUAAAAAAAAUAUAUAACUCUAAGAGUUCUUAUGCAAUAAAGCAUUACAUAGAAACAAUAAUUUAUAAAGCUUUUUGUUGCUACAUAUUACCAUGUAUGCUUUUUUGAUUGAAUAUGCUUUAAAUAAAAGUUAAAAAAAAAAAAAAAGAAUGAAAAAUAAAACUAGAUUUAACCAGCUAAAGUGAGGAUGAUUACAAUCUUAGGUGGUAAAAGCUUUAAGUUAUUCUUCUAUAUGUCGAUAAAGAGAUAAUUCACUAUAAGAUAAUUCAUAAUUAACUCUAAAUUGGUAUAAUGCUUACUAUUCUCAUAAGAUAUAAAUAUUCACUAUUAUAUAUAUUCAUGAAGGCUUUUACCCACACUGUAAUAUAGAUGUUGGUUUUGGGCUCCAACCAAGAAUUGAAUAAACUCUGUUUAAGUGGAAGCAUUGUAUGUUCUUAGUGCUUUAACCUUGUAGGAUUGGUAAUUCCAACUUAAAUUAGUUAAAUCUAGGUUUAUCUUUCAUUUUAACUUGAUCCAUAACACAUAAUUUUUUUAUUUUCUACAUUUAUGCCAAUGUUAAAUUUGAGCAUGUAAGAGUGCUAUGAUAAUUCUAUUGUUUAAAUAUCAUUCAAUUUCUGAACAAAUGUGAAGCUUUCUAGCAAAAAGCUAACAAACUAUGUUCACAUUUAUUCCUAGAACCUUUUUUUAAAAUAUUUUUUGUUGAUAAAAUUGGUGUGUUCCAUUGCAUAAAAGUGUUUCCUAAUUCCUUAUAAAAUUCUAUAAUACAGGAGAGAUUCUCUUUGUUGCAAUUAUAUUUUGUAUAAUAAACUGAAGACAUAUGUAAAUUUGAUGCGUUUUUAAAAACAGGUAUUACAAUCUGAACUUUUCUUAUUUAUUAUUUUGUGUUUUGAUGUACAGGAGGUUACCAAUUAUUCAGAAGCCCAAUAUUAUUUCUGUUGUCAGGAUCACUAAAGAAUAGCAAUCAAACAUAUUCAAUGAGACUGAUUUUUUUUUCUUUGUUUAUUCGAGACACAAAAUGCAAAAAUAUGAAGUAAAAAAAAAACGUAAUUAAGGUAUUGCAGUGCCAUUUAAUUAUAAGUAUAAUUUCAAAUCAAACAAUUUGAAAGUUGUUUUUCUAGAAAAUAGUAGUUUUUAUGACAAAUUUGUGCUUGAAAAUUUUUUGGAAUAUUGAAAGAAAGCUUUGAGUGGAGUCCUUUUCUCCGUCUAAAACUAGUUCCAAAACUGUUCUAAUUUUUUCCUGGAUAAGAGGUUCUAUACUUUAUAUCACUUUCAGCAAGAAACCUUUUGAUAAAAAUUUGUAAAAGCCAUUAGCUUUUUGAAUUAUGUUAAAUAUAUUUUUAACAUUGUACUAUUAAUAAAACUUAAUAUAAGCUCUAAUUUUGAAUUUCUUUUCUGUAUCAGUGCCUAAUUUUCUAUUUUAAUCAAUAUAUUAAAAUAUUUGUAGUUUUAGUUUCUUAAGCAAGGUAAGAUUAUUUAAAUCAUUAAUUUUAAAUUUUGUCCUAUGAAAAUUUAAUACAUAAACUGAACUUAACAUUUUAUUUAUUAAUUUAACAUUAAAUUAUCUUCAAAAAUAUCUACUUUUCCAGUAUAUUUGCUUUUACUUCCAUUAAUUUUUUGUAUUUCAAAACUUUUAAUUCUUAAACGAUAUAUUCUUUUUUUUUUGCAGAGUAGUAGGAAUUAAAUUUUGAAAGUUGUUAAUACAUAAUUACAAUUAUAAUUUAUAUUUCAAUAUGUAUUUCUAAUCGCAAAAUUUCAAUAUAAAAACAAAUGCCAAUUAAAUAAAUAAAAGUAUAAUUACUUGUGAAUUAAUUCUAUGGACAGAAACUUCAUACAAGUUUUAAGAAUUGAUUAAUUGUAUUAUUUGAUCUAAUUUAUUUAUUUUUGUUAUCUUUUCCCCUCUCCAAACAACAUUUGAUCUCAUUAUUAACAUUAAAAAAAAAGUUCCUUUUUAAUAUUGUAAGCUUUGUUACGAUGUACAAAAACAGUUUUGUUUUAUUAAUUUAUAAAUAUAGUCUUGAUCAGACAUGCUUUUACAAUUGGUGCAAUUUUUUUAAACAUUUAUUUUCAGAUGCAAAAUUAUUAUUUUUUUCUUUUUGAAAAUAUUGAGAAGUUUGUGGAAAUUAGUAUAAAAAACUACUUGUAAACUUACAAAAUAUUGGCAGAUUUGAGUUUUUGAUAGUUAUAUGUCUUAGUUUAAGUCUGAAAAAUAUAAUUUUUGUAUUUACUAAUGGCAUAUUUAUAAUUUGAUACGUGUGUCAAAUAACUCAAUAAAUUUAAAAGUACUUUCAAAAUUCAUGAGGAAAAAAAAUCAGAUUUAAUUUGUAAACUAUGUUUAUCAAUUUAAAUAAUAUAAACUUUAUGUUAUAACUCUAAUAAUGUAAAUUUUUCAUACAUAUUCAUUAAGUUAUUUUUUACUCAACUGAUUAGUCAUAAAUUCACGCUAUAUGGAAAAGAAUAAUAUACUACAGUAGCACCUUGCUAAUUCAAACCAAAUAUGUUGGAUUAAUGUAAUGAUAUGGUAUCACUAGCAUUCAAAGAUAACAUGCAUAAAUCUGGUAUUAUGAAUCAUUCAUUAUAUAGAGUAAAAAAAAGCUUUAACCAAUAUGAUUUGUAAUUUGUUACUUCAAACUUUAGAUAUGUCAAAAAGUGUUAACUUGAUGACUUAAUAAGUUUAAAUGUCAUGUUAAAAAAAGUGAUAUUUUGAUCACAUGAUUUAAGUGAAAUGUGUCAAAAACCAAUCAGACUUUAUAUUUUGAUUUUGAAUUAGCAGGAUUCUAAUGUAUGUAUUGUAGUAAAAUUAUUUGUUGGACAGAUGACUAAAACCAACGAGUGUGAUAUCUUAUCCAAAUAUGUGGAGUGUUAUAGACUUUGAAUUUGGCAUAUCAUCAUGCAUUUGCAAAAUAUGGUUAUUCUAUAUUGUUUGAUGGUGUUUUGUAUUAUAUAUAUAUCAUGUUUUGUGAAUAAAAAAAAAUUUACAUAUUCA